GCCGGAAGGAUGUCCAGCCAGGACCUGAGCAUCACUGCAAAACUCAUCAAUGGAGGUGUGGCAGGACUCGUGGGGGUGACCUGCGUGUUUCCCAUUGACCUUGCCAAGACCCGCCUGCAGAACCAGCAGGGGAAGGAUGUGUAUAAAGGAAUGACAGAUUGCCUGAUGAAAACCGCUCGCGCCGAGGGCUUCCUGGGCAUGUACCGAGGGGCUGCAGUAAACCUCACCCUGGUCACUCCAGAGAAGGCGAUCAAGCUGGCGGCCAAUGACUUCUUGCGGCAGCUGCUCAUGCAAGAUGGGACGCAGCGGAACCUGAAGAUGGAGAUGCUGGCCGGGUGUGGGGCUGGGAUAUGCCAGGUGGUGGUUACCUGUCCCAUGGAAAUGCUCAAGAUUCAGCUGCAGGAUGCUGGUCGCUUAGCUGUCAGUCAUCAGGGCUCCGCCUCAGCAGCACCCACCUCCCGGCCCUACAGCACUGGCUCAGCUUCCACUCACAGGCGCCCAUCUGCCACCCUCAUUGCCCGGGAGCUGCUCCGCACUCAGGGUCUGUGGGGGCUCUACAGGGGCCUGGGUGCCACUCUUCUCAGAGACAUUCCCUUCUCCAUCAUCUACUUCCCCUUGUUUGCAAACCUGAACCAGCUUGGGGUCAGCGAGGUCACAGGCAAGGCCCCCUUCGCACACUCCUUCGUGGCAGGCUGCGCAGCAGGUUCCGUGGCCGCAGUAGCUGUCACCCCUCUGGACGUUCUGAAGACUCGAAUCCAGACUCUCAAGAAAGGCCUGGGUGAGGCCAGCUACAGUGGGGUCACUGACUGUGCCAGGAAACUGUGGACACAGGAGGGAGCGGCUGCCUUCAUGAAGGGAGCAGGCUGCCGGGCCCUGGUCAUAGCCCCCCUCUUUGGGAUCGCCCAGGGCAUCUACUUCAUUGGUAUCGGAGAACGCAUCUUAAAGUGCCUUGAGUAAUCUGUGUCCCUCACUUGCUGCCACUGCUGGCCCUACAUUUGGGACUAGGUGGUGGUGCUGGAAGCAUAAGAUGCCCACCCUGUGGUACGUGGUCUCUAACUUGUAGCGCUACCUCAGAAGAAAUGACCCAUGUUACUAAGUGAGUAGAGCCCUCACUUCCCUUUAUGAAAGCUAGGCUUACCAGGGGCACUCAGAAGCCCCAACCACUGUUUUAACAAUACAAACAGCCUUGGUGUGUAAUGGCAGGACCAGGCGCAGUAAGGAUGGGAGUUCUACACUAACAUAGUCACUGUAGGUAAGCCCAGCACAGCUCCAUCAGUGUGAGGACUUAGUGUUAAUCCUAGCACUGAUGCUGUGACAUCAAAAGUGCACCUGGCCUUGACCAUGUGCCCUCCUGAACAUCACUAAUGGUCAAAUGAACCCAAAUGGGCAGCUGUCCUGCCCAGAUGCCCACUCUUGUCAAGUAUGGGCCCAGAUCCCUCCUUAGUGGGUGCCUGUGGGACACGAGCAAUGAUAAAGUCGGCUAAAUCCUUGUCCAGUAAUCAGCACAGCAGAUGACUACAAGGAGAUGUCUCCUGAAGAACCGAGCUGUGGCUUCUAGGUUCCCAUAGCUUCCUUCCUCCAUAGCCUGCUAUAGAGAGGUGGGAUAAUAUCACAGAGAUGUCAUCAGGCCCUAAGAAAACAAUCCUGUCCCCCACCCCCUCCCAAGACAGGGUUUUUCUGUGUAACAGCCGUGGCUGUCCUAGAACUCACUUGGUAGACCAGGCUGGCCUAACAUCUGCCUGCCUCUGCCUCCUGAGUGCUAGGAUUAAAGGCGUGCACAAUCCGUGCUCUUUGUCCUUAGGUGAAUGUACAGAAACCAGGCUGGGGACACAGUUUAGUUGGUAGAGUGUUUGCGUACAUUGCUCAAGCCCUGGGUUCCACCAAUAGCACCUUAUAAACUGGAUAUGGUGGCAUGUGCCUAUAAUCCUAAUCUUAGGAGGUAGAGGCAGGAGGAUAGCAAAGUGAAGGGCAUCGUCUGCCAAUAAGCAAGUUCUAGGCCAGCCUCCACCACAUAAAAUUACCAACAAAACCAAAACAUCCACACUGAGAAAAAUCUAACAAAUCUGGUUCUGGGGUCAGAUGUGCAUGCAAACAACCAUCACAGUCAUCUGAAUGGCUUCACUCUGUAAGACUCCACAGCCAAGACCCUACUGCAGGCCCAACGACUCUACACAUUCACCUAAGACAAACACAAGCACACAUGGUGUCCAGAAAGGGUCUUACUAAUUAAUACAAAGCUCCCUCCCUCCCUCCCUCCCAAACUUGGGCUUUUUUCAUUUUGUCUGGAUAAAGCUGUUUUAACAAAGAUGCAUGGACCAUAGGUUGGGGAGUGUGACUCGGUACAGCUUAUGCUUACCGUGUGAGGCUCUGGGAUGCAUUCCUAGCACGUGUGCACAUACAAAGCUGUCCAGACUCUGGAGCAGAUAUAGUGAACACCUGUGUAUGGUGUCCAUUUGGUCACAGGGUUGCAGAAAGGUCUAGUAAACUAUCAAUCCCACAGGGAUUCAGAAGUAGUUCCUCUUGGGAUUCCUUUUUAUUCCCCCAUCCCCCUUUGGUAGUGGUGGAUAGGGUCUUCUUUGUUGCCUAGGCUAGCCCCAAACAAUCCUGCUACCACAGCUGGAACUACAGAUGUGUGCCACUGUGGCCAGACUCAUACUGC
This is a messenger RNA of Cricetulus griseus (Chinese hamster), 2659 nucleotides long. The record is from RefSeq and is a predicted model, not a curated record. Lineage: Eukaryota; Metazoa; Chordata; Mammalia; Rodentia; Cricetidae.